AUGGCCACCGAUUCUGUCACCCUCAUGGCAGUGUCAAGCUCCGGCCCCUCCUCAUUUAUCUCACCAGCUGCUGAAAACAAAGCAGCCCAUAUCAACUUUGAAAUUGAAAUCACUGUCAGUGGCCAAGAAUCCAUUGAGCUUUCGUUUACUACGCAAAUUAUCAAGCUUUGCCAUGCAGAUCAAGAAGAUGCUUCCUAUAUGAACAUCUCUCUUGGCUCGGAUAAAAUACCUGCUUGCUCGCGCACUUGA
Mucor velutinosus is the source of this 249-nucleotide messenger RNA. It is a transcript of the gene RAD50, whose product is annotated as DNA repair protein rad50. Lineage: Eukaryota; Fungi; Mucoromycota; Mucoromycetes; Mucorales; Mucoraceae. The record is from RefSeq and is a predicted model, not a curated record. The coding region runs from base 1 to 249 and encodes 82 amino acids. The transcript is spliced from 2 exons.